AUGAUUGCGUUUGGUCGCGAGUCGGACAGACCGGAGCAUGAAUUACGUACCGAUUACUCCAACUCGCCCUUCAAGACUUAUGUUGACUGCACAUUGUGGUAUAUGAAGGGAUACAAGAAGCUGGAUCUUCUUGGGUUCUCCAACGGUGAUAGGAUUUCACUCAGGACGGAAGCUCCAGCCGCCGGCAAGUCAAUGGCUGUCAUUGGCGGUCGAGCAAGAGAUGAAGCACGGAAUUCCACCAAAGAGAAUCUCAAGGUCUUACCCAGCUGGGUGCCCACAUGGACGUUUAUGAAUGGCAAGCGCCAGAUCUUGAACAGUUUAUCCAAAAUGUCGGAUGUCGGCAUAUCAAAGCGGAAUCAUGUCUAUAGAGCUUGUGGACGUCACCAUCAUGUCACGUGUCAUUUUGAAAAUGGGUCGAAGAGACUUGUCGUUCACCUCUCUGUGCCUGUGGUCAGGGUGUCGACAAUUGAUCCUAUCCAAGGUCUUGAAAAACUCGUGGAUCGAAAACAACGAAAGCGAGAAACGAACCUUGGACUGGACAAAAUUUGGGAAACCAUUGAUAAAGAAAGCCAAUGUCCCUUGACGGGAAGAGACAUGAAGUCUGUUCUAGACCGAACAACUCGAGCGGAUGUUCACGUCUGGUUCAAUAAAGAAGGGGUCAUGAAAUUCAGCCGAAUUGACGAAAGCAAUUUGGAUGAUGAAGAAGCUGCAAGGUCGCAUCCUCUUCUUGGUCGAUCGGGCUAUCGACCGGCCGUGGAUCCCUCUGGUGACCUGGCCGUCUACUGGAUGAGUACUGGCCGCACUCUUUUUCUCACUGAAUCCACACCUGAUGGAUCCCCCGGUCUUAUAGGUCUUGGACCGUGGAAUGCAAAAGCAGGUGAUGAGGUAUGGUUACUCCAAGGAUUCCGGGUCCUCGCCAUCCUGCGCCCGCUCCAAAUUACAGAGGAUUGCACCUAUGGCUCUAUGGAUCUGGAGACCGGCGACGCCAAAGACAAAUUUCUCCCAGCUGGAGAGACGGUGUAUGAAUAUGUCGGUGAAGCCUUCAUACUCGGUCUCAUGGACGGCGAGAUCAUCGAUAUGCUUGGCUCACCGCCAAAAAGGCCUCGUCCACCAACCCUCGUUCAAAUGGAUAAAGAUUUUCGUAAAAUCGGUCUGGUGUAA
Rhinocladiella mackenziei CBS 650.93 is the source of this 1161-nucleotide messenger RNA. RefSeq lists its product as uncharacterized. Bases 1 to 1161 code for a protein of 386 amino acids. Lineage: Eukaryota; Fungi; Ascomycota; Eurotiomycetes; Chaetothyriales; Herpotrichiellaceae. The transcript has a single exon. The record is from RefSeq and is a predicted model, not a curated record.